Messenger RNA from Gavialis gangeticus (Gharial), 1607 nucleotides. It is a transcript of the gene APTX, whose product is annotated as aprataxin. Gene Ontology annotation, molecular function: single-stranded DNA binding; protein binding; DNA 5'-adenosine monophosphate hydrolase activity. Gene Ontology annotation, cellular component: nucleus. Gene Ontology annotation, biological process: double-strand break repair; single strand break repair. Bases 16 to 1188 code for a protein of 390 amino acids. The transcript is spliced from 8 exons. The record is from RefSeq and is a predicted model, not a curated record. NCBI's taxonomy places the organism in Eukaryota, Metazoa, Chordata, Crocodylia, Gavialidae.
CCCGCCCCCACAGCAAUGCUGUUUGUGGGCGGAGCUGCUCGCUGUCGCCACUAUCGUACGGGUCACCUAUUGGCCGGGGCACAGUGGGCGGGGCGGAGCGGGGCGUCACGUGCAUGGGUGGUACGCAGCAGUGCAAUAAUGCUUGUGUGUUGGCUGGUGAGGAAAGAUAAAUGCUGUCCAAGAAUCAAGCUGCCUCACUUAGAAACAGUAGUGAUAGGGCGCGGCCCAGAGACAGAGAUAACAGACAAGAAAUGUUCGCGGCAGCAGGUACAACUAAAAGCAGACUGUAAUAAAGGCUAUGUCUGGAUCAAACAGAUAGGUGUGAAUCCAGCCAGCAUUGAUUUAGUGAAUAUUGGCAAAGAUGAAGAAGUGAAAAUGAAGCCAGGGCAGGUUCUGCAUAUUGUGAAUAAACUUUACCCCUGUACUAUACAAUUCUUGGAAGAAGCAGGAGAUCCUGGAACAGUGUCACAGGGGAGGUUAAAAGCUGAGAAGAGGUCAUCUGAAGACUCUAGGAAUGGUAACACAGAAAAUGGGUCUGCCAAAAGUAUGAAAAUGGCGGCAUCGGAUUUGGAAGAUACUAACAAGUCGGGCAGUGUUGGAAGUUCUGUUACGUCUCCAUCAGCAAGCUCUCUAAGCAAAAAAGAGUAUAUAGGACAUUGGAGUCAAGGCCUGAAGGUAUCAAUGCAAGAUCUAAAACAGCAGGUCUACAAAGAUGAAAGGGUUGUAGCAAUUAAGGACAAGUAUCCCAAAGCUCGUUACCACUGGCUCAUCUUACCUUGGGACUCCAUCUCCAGUUUAAAAUCUGUGACAAAAGAGCAUCUUGCACUACUGGAACACAUGCAUGCCAUUGGUGAAAAGUUGGUCCACCAGUGUCCUGAGAGAGAGAGCUUACAGUUCAGGCUGGGUUACCAUGCUAUUCCCAGCAUGAGUCACAUACAUCUGCAUGUAAUCAGCCAGGAUUUUGAUUCUCCUUGCCUUAAAACCAAAAAGCACUGGAAUUCUUUUACCACAGAAUACUUCUUGAACUCCCAAGAUGUGAUAGAGAUGAUAAAGACCAAAGGAAAAGUGCUGGUGAGUGGUGGAACUUCUGAACUCCUCAAGUUGCCCCUCAAAUGCCAUGUAUGUAGGCAACCUCAAUCAACCAUCCCACAGUUAAAGGAACAUCUCAAGAAGCAUUGGCCAAACUGACUUAGAUCUGGAAUUCUGCGUUCUUUUACAGUUCUUGGAAAAGUUCCAGUAAGCACACUCAACACCUCCUUAUAAUGAGGUUUUACAAGAAUUAAAGUAAAUUAAUAUCUAUUCAUUAGAUAGGCUAUUGGGCUAGGAUUGUACCUGAAUGGAAGUCUCAAACUGUUUUACUUGGGUAAAUCAGGAUUAUUCUGAUUCAAGAGGCAGUUUAGUGCUUACAAUAGGUUUGUGUUAGACUCUAAGGGGGAAAUAUUCAGAAUAUGGUGUGGAAACAUCUUCCUUUUGUUAAGUGAUAUUGACACCUGAUUCUUUCUUUCUUUGUUGAUGAUUUGCUGACAUUGAUAUCAACAAAAAUACCCUUGCUUAGACUGUAAUAUCCAUUCAAAUGAAAUGACUAAUAAACUUCCUUUAAAACCUUC